This is a messenger RNA of Pleurotus ostreatus (oyster mushroom), 2154 nucleotides long. RefSeq lists its product as uncharacterized. The record is from RefSeq and is a predicted model, not a curated record. Gene Ontology annotation, cellular component: nucleus. Lineage: Eukaryota; Fungi; Basidiomycota; Agaricomycetes; Agaricales; Pleurotaceae. Gene Ontology annotation, biological process: regulation of transcription by RNA polymerase II; neuron differentiation. The transcript has 6 exons. The coding region runs from base 1 to 2154 and encodes 717 amino acids. Gene Ontology annotation, molecular function: RNA polymerase II transcription regulatory region sequence-specific DNA binding; DNA-binding transcription factor activity, RNA polymerase II-specific.
AUGACCGGCGCCGAAGGUCGAGCGACCGCCGUCAUAACCACUAUUUAUCCAAACCCUUGCAUCCUUCCUCAUUCGAUGGACCCCACCUCCACAGAUUUUCGCGCUUUCUUCCCAUACACGCCCAAUGAAGUCAAACAUAGAAAGCGGACCACCAGCGCGCAGCUCAAGGUUCUCGAAACUAUCUUCAAGUCCGAUACGAAGCCGAACGCGAGCCGGAGAAAGGACCUCGCGAGUCAGCUAGAUAUGACCGCCAGAGGCGUUCAAGUUUGGUUUCAGAAUCGCCGAGCAAAAGAAAAGAACAAAGCAAGCAAAGCCGCCCAUGGUGCAGGAAAGUUGACCACCGGAGAAGCUGAUCAGCAACAGCCAGAGGAGUCGCCCUCCCCAUCUGCCGAACCCACUGAUACAACUGCCGAAUCACUCAACACUACGGAUAUCGCUGAUACAUCUUCACAGCCGCCCAGUCCCGUUGAUGUAGGGCGGCCAUUUUUCCACAUCAACACCCACAACCCCGUUACCGCCGACUCCUCAGCCAAUACCUCAUGGCAAAGUUCUCCCAUCGACCCGCCCACAUCCAUUUCAUCAUUUGCUUCAAGAUCUAGCAACAAUCUGUCCGAUAUUCCUAUCUCAAGUUACCGCCGAGGAUCCCUGCCUGUAAACGCCCUCCUGCCAACUUCAUCGACACAGCCUGGCUAUGGACCCCCGUUAAUCGAUCAAUAUGAUCCCCUCGCAAGAAGGCGGUCAGUUGAUGCCAGUCUACAGCGAUUAGCACACAACCCGUACGCUAGUGUAGCGAGGGCGCGGAAUGCGCAGUUGUUUGGGUCUACGAGGAUUGUUGCUCACGGGCAUCAUCAUCCAGCGGUUUACUAUGGGCCUGGUGGCCGCCCAAAUAUACAGCAUCGAUCCACCGUACCCCCCGAAAUGGACUUGCGGCGACCUACACACCCCAGUCGGAUGUCCUCCCUUACGCCGUGUGAUUCUGGUCGUCUCUCCGUCCCCAAUCACUUUGUCAGCCAACGUCCUACAACUCAACCUCUUCCAGGACCGUUACCUUCUCCUGACUUCUCCUUCGGCGCUCCCUAUCCCGAUUCGUCUCCCCCGUUGACAACACCAGCUUUGGACGACCGGAGUUCACCUGACUCUUUCCAAUUCAACUACCGAAGCGAUGAGCUUGAAACUGAAGACGACAGUUCUUUUGGCGGUCCGUCAAGGUUUGGGUCGCUUGUCUCUGUCGCAAGCGAUUCAAGUACGUUCUAUUCAACCGAGGGCAUGUGUGCUUUAGAAGACAGGCCAGAUAUCAAAUUCAUGAGAAGGGAUUCCUGCGCCCCCGUCUUCUUGGACAUGAUGAAAGGUCUCGAUGUCAGCCCCCUAUCUUCCCAUCGCUCCGACUCUCAAUUAUCCACCUCGUAUGCGGACGCUGGAACCCCUAAUGCUAGCGCGAUCCCGCCCGCUGACAGCCAGGACAUCAUAGAGGAAUCAAACGAGUACCCGUCACCCGCGACAACAGUUUCGCCCGGGGGGAGCCCGCCAGCUCUUCAGACCUCUGCUUCAUCUAAGAGCAAUGUAACAAUUUCGAGAUCGAGUGAACUAGCCUAUGCGCUGCAGGAGCCAAAAGCUGAAGUGCCCACACCUCCCGCCUCUCACCCUGACAUCCUGCCCUCAUUGGCCCAAUCAGCGGAUCCCAACGCACCCACGAAUCAUUCGGAAUUCAGCGACGCUUCUCUCCGUCACACGUACGGCAUUUACGAACAGGAGCCUUCUUACGCUGUACCCACUGGAUCAAAUGUGCCCAUCUACACGGACAAGUAUCCAUUCGAACCCGAGUAUCCUAUUGUUCCGGUUACGGUUUCUCCGCCAGAACAUUACCAUACUCGCGACAUGUACAGCAACUCACCAGGUGCUGUGGGUAUGACCACGCUGCCCAACGAAAAUCCCGGCAUGCAUAUGAGUCAUCAGCAUGGACACGACUACAUGCAGUGUGGCGCCGAGGAGACGGGGAUGUAUGGCAUGUACGGACAUAGUGAUGGGGUGGACAUUGUGGGCUCGGAGCAACGUUCAUCAUCGGCUAUGGACGUAUUACGGAACGUUGGGAAUGCUCUGCUGUCUGCCACUAGCCUUAGAACGGACCCUUUUUGCGACACCCGAGGCAAGGUCUAG